UCCUGCUUUUGUCUGACUUGACGGUGUCAGUGUGAACCAGGCGAGCUGCGGACCGCCGGGCUGACCUGACGACGGAUUUAACGGGAGACGUCGUGUGCCGUUACCUCAGCACGGUUUAUAUUAAAUACCGACAUCACCAUUUAGCUCUAGCUUUAGCCUUCUGGGGCUAAAAUAAAGAUUCAUCCUGGAAGCACCCGGAGAACCGCGGAUAUCGACGCGGCAGGGAUGCUUCGUGACCCGCGGCAGGUGUGAAGAGAUGCCGGGAGAGACGCCGGCGGGCACCGGCCGGGUGGUGCUGGUGAAGAAGAUCGUCAUGAAGGACGGAGCUGCGCUCCAGCAGGGCAUCGGCAGGCCCAGCGUGUAUCAUGCGGUGGUGGUGAUCUUCCUGGAGUUUUUCGCCUGGGGAUUACUCACCACGCCCAUGCUCACGGUUUUACAUGAAACAUUUCCGCAGCACACCUUCCUGAUGAACGGACUCAUCCAGGGCGUGAAGGGUCUGCUGUCGUUCAUGUCCGCUCCUCUGAUUGGUGCGCUGUCGGACGUGUGGGGGAGGCGGUCCUUCCUGUUGGUCACUGUCUUCUUCACCUGUGCACCGAUCCCGCUGAUGAGGCUCAGCCCAUGGUGGUACUUUGCCAUGAUCUCCAUGUCCGGAGCUUUCUCCGUCACCUUCUCGGUCAUCUUCGCCUACGUCGCUGAUGUGACGGAUGAAAGAGAGAGGAGUACAGCGUACGGUCUGGUGUCGGCUACUUUCGCAGCGAGCCUGGUGACGAGCCCAGCCAUUGGGGCGUACCUGUCUGCCUGGUACGGAGACAACCUGGUGGUUCUGCUGGCUACGCUGAUCGCUCUGGCUGACAUCUGCUUCAUCCUGCUGGCCGUGCCCGAGUCUCUGCCGGAUAAGAUGAGGCUCAACACUUGGGGGGCGCCCAUAUCCUGGGAGCAAGCCGACCCCUUUGCUUCUCUGAGGAAGGUGGGUCAGGACCCGACAGUCUUACUGAUCUGCAUCACCGUGUUCCUGUCUUACCUGCCGGAGGCCGGACAGUACUCCAGCUUCUUCCUCUACCUGAGACAGGUCAUUAACUUCUCCUCCACAACCAUUGCUGUUUUUAUCGGAGUUGUGGGCAUUCUGUCUAUCGUGGCACAGACUCUCUUCCUCACUCUGCUGAUGAGGACUCUGGGUAAUAAAAACACUGUUCUGCUGGGUCUGGGCUUCCAGAUCCUUCAGCUGGCCUGGUACGGCUUCGGAUCAGAGCCAUGGAUGAUGUGGGCGGCCGGUGCUGUAGCAGCGAUGUCCUCCAUCACCUUCCCAGCUGUCUCUGCUCUGGUGUCACAGUCUGCUGAUCCUGAUAAACAAGGUGUGGUUCAGGGGAUGAUAACAGGGAUCAGAGGUCUGUGUAAUGGUCUGGGUCCAGCUCUGUACGGGUUUAUCUUCUUCCUCUUCAACGUCGAGCUCAACACCAUGGACCCCAUCCAGGGAGACUUCAACAUUGACCCCCUGCCUAUGCACAGUCCCACUGAGCGAGCACUCAUCCCCGGCCCGCCCUUCCUGUUAGGGGCAUGCACUGUGGUCGUUGCCUUCCUCGUUGCUCUCUUUAUCCCUGAGAAACCCUCCUGCUCCUCCUCUUCCUCCCACCUGUCACUCAGUGACAAGCCCCACCAGGACAGCAAAGACUCCAUGUCCUCACUGGCUGGCGUCCACAUCAACACGCCACUCCCCGGCAGUGACGAGGACACUCCUCCCACCGCCAGCGACGAGGACUUUGAGCCGCUGCUGCAGGACAGUAUAGUUUGACGGACAGGUCGAGGGACCGCAGAGGAUGGGGCUUACAUCGUGGUUUGUUUGAUUGACGUUUUGUAACAAAGACAAAGAAGCAGUCACAUUUUCUUUGCCAUGGGACGAAGUGUACUUUUGUUGUCAGAAGAUUGCCACUCACGGUGAGAAGCUCCGACAGCGUUGUUUCUGACAGCGCUUGCAUUUUACUUCACUUAUCAGGAGUGGAGGCCGUGACAUUUUCUGAGCGACUAAUAUGGAUGUUUCUUUCACGAGGAGGCGGAGCUGCAAAUAAGAUGUCAUUGUUUGAUUUGUUCGUCUUUGGAGAAGCAAAGACGACUUUUGACAGAGGGAAACAUGGCGGGGAGAACAACUUUAAAUGGAAUCCAUCGUUUGAUUGACAAGAGGAGGGACCAACUGCGUUUUCUUAGGGAAUGGGCGUGCCCAGUUUUGGGAUACGCCCACAUAAAAAUCCCCUGAAGUGAGAGAGUGCAACAAGGGUUUGAUUUGAAGGAUUAUUAUUCAUCUUUAAGCUUGAAGUUGUUGAUUGUUUUUUGUGAUAAACAAGAAAAAUGUGUUUUUAUCUUCAGCUGUAUCAUUUUUGAAGCCGUAUUUUUAAUGAUGUGAUCAUUUAUUAUUGGUUAUUGUACAAAAGAAAUGUGUCUGCAACAUAUUUACAACAUCAGUGUUGAUUCAUACUCCUUUUCUGUUGUUGUUGCAGAAGAGCAAUUUUUGUUACAGUUUUUCUUGUUUGUUUGGCGGAGUUCAUGGAUGUGUACAGUAUCUCAACCUGCUACGAGCUAUCGAUCGCUAACGUGGUACAAAUGUGACGAUUUUCAGCCACCGAAAAUCAGUCAAAAUAUCAAUUUUAAUACUUAUUUUCCUCUCACGCUCAUUUUAAUUUCGAUCAUCCAGAACAAGAAAGAGCCAAAUGGUUUAAGCAGUACAUUGCAACAGGCCCAUAUAUAUAUAUUUUAUGAAAGAAAAGAAUCCUGAAUGAUUCUUAAGGUGGACAGUUUUUAAGAUUUAAUUUUCACCAGUCAGUGUCCCUGUUUGUCACUCUACCUCAGAUCAGUGUGUUUUGGAAUCACACUCAACCUGAAUUUGUUCAUCUUCUAUCACACGUCUUUUAUUUUUUUAUAUUAAAGUCAAAGUCACUUUAUGAAAGUGCUGCUUGCUGCUGGCAGAGGAAAAAAAACUCUGAGCUACAACUGGUUUAGCUUGUUAGCAGCAAAAAAAGGGUUUGAAGCAUGCUGUUUAUGGUUUUAAUAUUACUUAAGUAGAUGCUAGAAUAAAAAUAGGUCCUUAGAUUUAGUAUGUCCCACAAUAAUUGCUGCUGGAACACAUUUUCCUUACAUUUUAUUGCAUUAUGACCAGUAUUGAUAUGUACAGUAUAAGCAUUGAUUCUUAUUGAACAGGAGGUGGCGGUGUCUUACAUUUUUAAUGCUAAUAUUUAAGCUCUAGGUCAUUAAAUGACACCAAAUUUGAUAUGCACAUCCUGUAUGUGCUCCUGAUGACACAGUGUUGCUCUUAUCACACAGGUAUAUUGUUUAAAUGCCACCACCAAACACGACUCACACGACCUUUACCUUCAGUAUUAGAAGACCAAACUUUGAGAAAACCUGACACAUUUUUUAACACGUAUACGUAACAUUACUGGAGUUUCCUAAGGUGUCAUGAUGCCAUCCGGUGCCUCCUCCAGAAUGUCGGUUUAGAAACACCACUAGCAUCGCGACGAACAUGAAGUUGCCCAUGGUCGGCGUGCCUUCCAUUCCAAGCUGCGCUGGUUGCUUGGAUCCAAGUAUACCUCCUAGAUUUUACGUCACGUGUGAGAACAUGUGGUCACGUGUGUGCUAAAGGUUCACUGAAUGAUUUUAAACACAAACACGGAGGUCAUUUUUCAAACUAACUUGUUGCAGAUAUGAGUUUUUUUCCCCUGACAGCAGUGAUUUUCCUGUGAAUGAACUUAUACUUGAAGAGCUUUAGAGGAAAUUUAGGAACAAAUGCUGAAGAGUUUAACAGUAUAUAACUGGCACAGAGUGUAUAUAGUUAUUUGCUUUAUGACCUUAAAAUGUAAAUGUACAUGUGAAUGAUAUUAUGGUUUGUAUAUAAUGUAAGUGAAGUGUGGGAUUGGCUUGUUUAUUGUGCUUGGUAUGAAGGUUUUCCUUCACUUUUCUUCAGUCCUGUGUUGUUCAGUGGCACUAACAGUCUGGGUUGGGGGUUUAGUCCCCCCCCCCCCUCCUGUGCAGACCAUCAAUCAUUCUGCUUCAGUUUUUCCAUGUUCAUUUAGAUUAGGCUGUGAAAUAAUGUCAGGUAGUAGGCGGUAGUGUUUCCUAUGUCUGAAAUAAGCCAACACAUAGUACACUUAACCCACACUUGAGGCUCACCUGGUACUGAGAGCUCAGUGUAUCCCACAAUUUACAGCAGUUCUACUGCUCCACACCAGCCACUAUCCAAACCCAGCACCCCAGUCUGGAACGAGAUGAUAUAA
Messenger RNA from Larimichthys crocea (large yellow croaker), 4259 nucleotides. It is a transcript of the gene slc71a2a, whose product is annotated as major facilitator superfamily domain containing 14Ba. Lineage: Eukaryota; Metazoa; Chordata; Actinopteri; Sciaenidae. The transcript has 12 exons. The record is from RefSeq and is a predicted model, not a curated record. Bases 257 to 1789 code for a protein of 510 amino acids. Gene Ontology annotation, cellular component: membrane. Gene Ontology annotation, biological process: transmembrane transport. Gene Ontology annotation, molecular function: transmembrane transporter activity.